AUGUCCUUCUCCAGUCUCGUCCAGGAACUUAGCCUUCGCGAUGCCAACAGUGCUCGCCGGCCUGGUCCUGCGCCUUCAGUCUCAACAUUCGAUGACCGGGCCUCGCACGUUUCUCGCACCAUGUCUGGUUAUGCCAGCACCGCAGCCACCAGCGUGAGCAUCGCUGGCGACAUUGGCAGCCAGCUUCACGGCGGCUACUUUCACCCUCUGGCUCGAUCCUGGCAGUCUGAGCGCCAGCUGACCAAGUCUAUGCUCAUCUACCCCAUCUUUGUUACCGACGGCGAGGAUGACAUGGUCGAAGUGGCCUCUCUUCCCGGCCAGUUCCAAGUCAGCAUCAGCAGAUUGACUGGCUUCCUCGAGCCUCUCGUCCACAAGGGACUGCGAUCCGUCAUGCUGUUUGGUGUCCCCAUGAAGCCUGGCUCCAAGGAUAUCCUCGGCAGCGCCGCUGAUGACCCCGAGGGCCCAGUCAUCCAGGCUAUUCAACUCAUCCGCCGCCGCUUCCCUCAACUCUUCAUCUGCGCCGAUGUCUGCCUCUGCGAGUACACCUCUCACGGUCACUGUGGCAUCUUGCGAGACGACUGCAGCCUGAACAACCAGAUGUCUGUCGACCGCAUCUCUGAUGUUGCCAUUGCUUACGCAAAGGCUGGAGCACACUGCGUCGCUCCCUCAGACAUGAACGAUGGCCGUAUCCGCGCUAUCAAGCUGAAGCUGAUCGAGGAGGGCAUUGCCCACAAGACGCUCCUCAUGUCGUACUCUGCCAAGUUUUCUGGUUGCUUGUACGGACCUUUCCGGGACGCAGCCGGCUCUGCCCCGUCAUUUGGUGACCGCAGGUGCUACCAGCUGCCCCCUGGAGGUCGUGGCCUUGCUCGCCGAGCCAUUAUCCGUGACAUGAACGAGGGUGCCGACAUCAUCAUGGUUAAGCCUGCUGGUCAGUACUUGGACAUUAUCAGUGACGCCAAGGAACUUGGCAAAGACCUGCCCAUCGCUGCCUACCAAGUCAGUGGCGAGUACUCCAUGAUUCACGCUGCCGCCAAAGCAGGAGUGUUUGAUCUCAAGGCCAUGGCUUUUGAAUCUACAGAGAGCAUUCUUCGAGCUGGUGCCACCAUUGUCAUCAGCUACUUCACCCCCCAGUUCCUCGAUUGGCUCGACAACUAA
Molecule: messenger RNA, 1155 nt
Organism: Trichoderma aggressivum f. europaeum
Lineage: Eukaryota; Fungi; Ascomycota; Sordariomycetes; Hypocreales; Hypocreaceae
Exons: 2
Coding region: 1-1155 (384 amino acids)
Biological process (GO): heme biosynthetic process
Cellular component (GO): cytosol
Molecular function (GO): zinc ion binding; porphobilinogen synthase activity
Source: RefSeq, a predicted model, not a curated record